This is a messenger RNA of Physeter macrocephalus (sperm whale), 4206 nucleotides long. It is a transcript of the gene SLC10A3, whose product is annotated as solute carrier family 10 member 3. Gene Ontology annotation, cellular component: membrane; BAT3 complex. NCBI's taxonomy places the organism in Eukaryota, Metazoa, Chordata, Mammalia, Artiodactyla, Physeteridae. The record is from RefSeq and is a predicted model, not a curated record. The coding region runs from base 2214 to 3974 and encodes 586 amino acids. The transcript is spliced from 2 exons. Gene Ontology annotation, biological process: tail-anchored membrane protein insertion into ER membrane; post-translational protein targeting to endoplasmic reticulum membrane. Gene Ontology annotation, molecular function: protein-folding chaperone binding.
CUUCCUACGUCCCGCGGUCCUCUUCCGCCAGGGUUUUGUCCCCCAGGCCUACCCUCAGGAGUUAAAGACAUCGUCAGUUACAAGUGACAGGGUCCCAACUCAACUGGCAUAUGCAAAAAUAAAUACAUAAUGACAGGAGAGGGAGGCUUAGUGUUCCUGUAACAGACCCCAACGCCCAUGGGUGAUUCCAGCUCCAGUAAUGUCCUUGGGAUACAGGCUCUCCAUCUCUUGGCUCCGCUUUUCUUUGUGUUUGCCUCCUUUUCAAACAUGCUGUCUUCCCCUGGCAGGGGGAGUGACAGUAGAUGUCCCAGGUUAGCAACCCCAGCAAGAAAAGAGCUCCCACCUUCCCAGUCGUUCCAGCCCCAGUCCCCGGGAACUACCUCUCAUCGGUCCGGAUUGGUUUAUGGGUUUAUCCUUGUCUCAAUCUGUGUGGCUCUGAUUGGCUACCUCUGGGCCUGUGCCCACCCCAGAGGCCAGUGUUGGGGUCAUCCUCAUGCAAACCUUUUGUACCGAGAAUGGAUUAGGGAUGGCCCCCCAAAGAAAACUCGGAGGCCGUGACCUGUUGCUGGGCAUGCAGAAACGCCAGUUGUCACUACAUUUCCCGGUAAAUACCAAAUGCAUGCCGUACUUGUGCUUAUAUAGCAUACACCUUCCAUGCGCGCUGACUUAUCACACGGUCUGCUUGGAGGCCCCUGCCUGGAGAGCAGGAGGUAGGCACACUUUUCAGGGUCAUCACUGUGACCCUGUUAGCAGGAUGGUGGCAGGUCUCCCAUCUGAGGUGCACAGAUGUAGUUUUAGCUGUCACUAUCGUUUGUGCCAUCUAUUCUGUCGGUCCAGAUGACUUCUCUUUUGGAACUAGAUAUCCUUGACUGAUUCGUAGAGACCUUCCUUCUCUUCUGGGGUAAAUUAUUAAUCCCCUAAACUAACUACAAACAUUCUCUUGUCUUUAAUUUAGCCACCCCUUUUUUCCUGCAGGGAAGGCCUCUAAAUUCCCUCACGUCGGACAGCCCACCAGCCCACUCUAACUACAUUUGCUCUCCUUGACCCCUGGCACCGAUCCCCGUCCAGCUGGAAUAUAAAAACACAGGUUUCCUCAAGAGCGAACACAUCUUUUAGGUUUUCCAUCCCCAGUUCUUCCAGCUGACCCAUCCCCCAUCUCCCUCUGGCCAGUUUUACCCCAUCCUCAGACGGCGGCAGCGCCACUGCUCUUUUGCAAACUGCAGUCUACAACACAGCAUGUGCCAAGCUCGGCCCUCUCACCUGCGCCAGCCUGCUUCCAUCAGGACACCUCAACCCAUUUGAGAGGGACAGUACAGACUUUCUGGGACACCAAGUCCACACACACAAAUGGCUUAUGAACUGAGGCUGAAGAACAGCCUAGAGCUAUGGCCUCUGAAUGUUUCUGGAUCAUUGACAUAAAUCAAACCCUGAGUGUGUACCCUCACCAUGUGUGUGUCUGCUUACAUGUCACACGCGUGUACUGAGCUGAACUUUAUAGCGCACAUACACGAGAAGUUUUAAAUAAGUAAAAUGUAUUUAAAUAAGGCUACAUUAAAAUUAAUAGGUUUUUAUUGAAAUGAUUACAAUUAUUUAUUGGAAAAAUUAAAUACAAGAGAUGCUACGGGUCUUUUUGCACAUUCUCUACGAUGUGUCUUACGAACCUCCUGGGGGCGAGAACCUGCAAGUUGGGCACCACUGGCCUCCAUCACAGCCCCGACGAGGUCUUCCAGAGCAGUGGCUGGCCAUCGUCCUGCUGCCUCACUGCAGCUGCCCAGCAGCCUCUGGGAACACGCAAAGCCCCGUGAUUCUACACUUGCUGCUUACUGUCUUCCCAUGUCCACAUUCUACAUCCUCACCACCUUUUGGCCCUUCCUUAUGCCAUGUGUGUGCAUUCCUUUUCCGUGAAGCCUCCGGACCUUGCUGGUGGCCCCAAAUAGUUCUGAGAGGUUGAAAAGUUCACUGAUAUUACAGUGUGGAAACAGGCGCUCGGUCGACGCUUGAACGAAGGAAGGUGGAACAGGCCGAGCCUGGGCCCCGGAGUCUGGGUCGGUCGGACUCGGCUCUCGGGCUGCAGGGCUGGGCGCCCUGAGCAGGAGCGUGGCCGAAACCCUGACCCCGGCCUCCCGCCACUAGCAGCAGCCCUCGGGCGUCCCAGCUCGGCUAACGUCUAAGCCUGUGUCCCAGUGACCCCAGAGGUCGCAGCGUGUUUGGGAAUGACUGGGGUGCCUACCCGGAGCGAGUCGCCCCGGCGGCGACCACAGAAGGCUGGGACCCGCGGCCCGGCGGCCACACGAGUCCGCACCCGGCGCCGACCAACCGGAAGGCUGCCAAGCCGGCACGCACGCCACCUCGUCGCUCCCAGACACGCCACAUCCGGUCGGGACCCGCCCGGGCUGCGAGAGGAAGAGCUCUGCCAUCAAGAAAGGCAGCACAGGGCCAGGCCUUGCCCAUGGACCCUUCUCAGGACAGCCCGACGGCACCGGCAGAGCUGCUCUCCUAAGCUGCAGGGGGCCCGGGCUCCCCAUCUUUCGGGAGGAGCCAUGGCGUUUAGGAGGGGCGGGUGCGGCUCCGUGAGGUGGCCGGGCCCGGGAGGGGGCAGUGUUUGCCCAGGCCCCCUGGGCGUGCUCAGGGCCAGCCUGCUGCUUGCCAGCGUGCUCUGGGGGGCGCGGGGGACAGCCAGCGCCAGUCUUAGCACGGCUGUGGGCCGUGCCGCGCCCCUGACAGGGCGCCGCUACUUGAGCAUUGGGGAUGGCUCCGUGACGGAGUUUGAGUUCCCAGAGGAGAGCGAGGGCAUCAUCGUGGUCUCGAGCCAGUACCCGGGCCAGGGCAACGGGACGGGGCCCGGCCCCGUGCUGAGGGUCACCUCCCUGGACACCGAGGUGCUGGCCGUCAAGAACGUGAGUGCCACAGCCUGGGCUGGCGGGGGCGGCUUCGUGGUGAGCAUCCACUCGGGCCUGCCUGGGCUGGCGCCGCUCCACCUCCAGCUCCUGGAGCCCCGUGAGGCCCCGCCCGCGCUGCUCGAGGAGCGGAGAGAUUUCUGCAUCAAGGUCGCACGUGCCGAAGACACCCCUGCCACCCUUGGCACUGACUUGGCCCACUUCUCAGAGAGCCCGGUGCUCUACUUGCUCCUGCCUCUUAUCUUCGUCAACAAGUGUUCGUUCGGGUGCAAAGUGGAGCUCGAGGUUCUGAAGGGGCUCCUGCAGAGCCCCCAGCCCAUGCUGCUGGGCCUCCUGGGCCAGUUUCUGGUUAUGCCCUUCUGUGCUUUUCUGAUGGCUAAGGUCUUCAUGCUGCCCAAGGCCCUGGCUCUGGGCCUCAUCAUCACUUGCUCGUCGCCCGGCGGCGGGGGGAGCUACCUCUUCAGCCUCCUCCUUGGGGGGGAUGUCACCCUGGCCAUCUCCAUGACUUUCAUCUCAACAGUGGCUGCCACCGGUUUCCUGCCGCUGUCCUCGGCCAUCUACAGCCGCCUGCUCAGCAUCCACGAAACACUCCACGUGCCCAUUUCCAAGGUCCUGGGGACCCUGCUCUUCAUCGCCAUCCCCAUAGCGGCAGGCGUGGUGAUCAAGUCCAAGCUCCCCAAGUUCUCGCAGCUGCUGCUGCAGGUCAUCAAGCCCUUCAGCUUCGUGCUGCUCCUGGGUGGCCUCUUCCUGGCCUACCACAUGGGGGUCUUCAUCCUGGCGGGCGUCAGGCUGCCCAUCGUGCUGGUGGGCCUCACAGUGCCCCCGGUUGGCCUCCUGGUGGGUUACUGCCUGGCCACGUGCCUGAAGCUGCCGGUGGCCCAGCGUCGGACUGUCAGCAUCGAGGUCGGGGUGCAGAACAGCCUGCUGGCCUUGGCCGUGCUGCAGCUGUCCCUCCGCCGCCUUCAGGCCGACUACGCCUCCCAGGCCCCCUUCCUUGUGGCACUGAGUGGCACCUCAGAGAUGCUGGCCCUAGUUACUGGCCACUUCAUCUAUAGCAGUGUGUGUGCAGUUCCCUGAGGCCCCGCGGGUCAAGCUUUCGCCACCCCUCGCCCCCAGCCUCCACCCACGGUCCCCACAGUUCUUGUGUACCAAAGGCCUUUAGUUCUCAUGCACUAUGCACUCAGAAAAAUCCAGGCUUAUUUUUUGUACUCGUUUUUUAUUCUCCAGCUUUCAGUGCCAAAGAGGCCACGCUGAGUUCAGUAGGUGGGCACUGCCUAGAAAAUAUAUUUCAAUAAAAGAGAGAAGCAAG